This is a messenger RNA of Panicum hallii, 529 nucleotides long. RefSeq lists its product as uncharacterized. The transcript has 3 exons. NCBI's taxonomy places the organism in Eukaryota, Viridiplantae, Streptophyta, Magnoliopsida, Poales, Poaceae. The record is from RefSeq and is a predicted model, not a curated record. The coding region runs from base 33 to 359 and encodes 108 amino acids.
GCAAGUGAAUUGUGAGUUACGGUGGCUCGACCAUGAGAGAUGUUCGGCUCCGCCUUGACUUACAAGUAAUCCUUGUGUUGUGUCUUCUUGUGCCAGUGUUUCUGCAGGACCAUGUCACCAGCUACGACGGUGGUGAACCUUCGAUGUGCAAGCACGUGAACUGCGAGGAAUCAGAGAUGGAAGUGCCCAGCACAGAGAAGCAAGAGAGCUACCGAUGGAUUGCAAGAAAAUUGACCAGACCACUUCAAAUUCCGAUCAUGUCAUCAAUUGCUGUGCGGAGAAAAUUAGCCCCCGGGACGCAUCCACCUGCCUGGGAUGGAAGGCACCCGAUUCAUGUCACUCCUGGUUCACAUAACUAAGCAAGACAAAGAUCAGGAAAAUAAUUAGGUCAGCGAAAUUGAAGGAGAUGAUGUAUUGUAGUAAUGUAGCCAGACAUGUGCUAGAGUAGUUAAGUGUUGCAUUCAGUGUGAAACAAUAUAAUAAAUUUGUGCAAUAUGACAUGCUUGUAUAUACGACCGCCCGUCCUGUG